CACCACUCUGUAUCUCUCCAGCAUCUCCAUCUCUUGCUAGAGUUAAAUCACGGUUUGUGAUUCUACUCGCAUUGUUUCUCACGGGGAUCAAACAAAGCACAGUCAGGGCAAAUAUGACAGCAGGAUAUCGAUUCCCCGUCGACUUGAAGCAGUUCAAGAAGCUCACGCUCGACCCCAAAAACCCGAAACUGUCGCCUCAGCAGAAGCAGGAUCUUCUGCACAAUAUCAAUAUUUUCAGAGACGCCAUCAUUGCAUUCACGGCGACUGGUUCCGCUCGCGGAUUGGCAGGCCACACAGGUGGUCCUUUCGACACGGCCCCCGAGGUCUGUAUCUUGCUUGGGCUCAUAAAUGGGAAUCCGGGGGGGUACGUAGACGCCUUGUUCGAUGAGGCUGGGCACAGAGUUGCUACGCAAUAUCUACUCGCCGCUUUGGAUGGGAAGAUUGAUCCCGAUCACCUCUUGAACUAUCGCAAUGCGGAUUCGAAACUCCCCGGCCACCCCGAGCUUGGGCUGACUCCUGGAGUAAAAUUCAGCUCCGGUCGCCUUGGACACAUGUGGGCGAUGGCCAAUGGAAUUUCCAUGGCGAACAAGGAGAAGAACGUUCUCCUGUUGGGCUCGGAUGGAUCCCAGCAGGAAGGGAAUGAUGCCGAGGCCGCCCGUAUUGCGGUUGCGAACAAUUUGAAGGUCAAGCUGUUCGUCGAUAAUAAUGAUGUUACCAUUGCUGGCCAUCCUUCUCAGUAUCUUAAGGGCUAUGACCUGGAACGCACGCUUGGUGGUCAUGGCCUUAAGGUCAUUCGUGCCGUGGGAGAGGAUCUGGAUUCGUUGUAUCCUGCUAUUUGCGAGGUUAUAAAGCAUAACGGCCCUGCUGCCGUUAUAGCAGACCGGAAGAUGGCUGUUGGCAUUGAAGAAAUCGAGGGCCAGAUCAAAGCCCACGACGUUAUUCCGGUCGAUGUUGCUCGUAAGUACCUCACCAAGCGUGGAUACAGCAAGGAACAGCUGGCCUUCUACGACGAGCUCAAGACUAGCUCGAACUCGCAUCAGUACGUAGGUUCGACUAAAUACAAGGGCUCGAACCGUGUCAUUUUCGGCGAAGCCGUGAAUUCUGUGCUUGACAGUCUUAGCAAGGAGGAAGCUGCCCAUCGGGUCAUGGUCAUUGAUUCUGACCUCGAGGGCUCGACCGGUCUAAAGGAGAUUCACUCCAAGCAUCCAGAGGUAUUUGUUCCCUCCGGCGUGAUGGAGAGAGGCAACUUCUCCGCCGCGGCAGGCUUCGGAUUCGGCAGCAAUGGCGAGCGCCAGGGGGUCUUCUCUACCUUCUCAGCUUUCCUGGAAAUGUGUAUCUCUGAGAUCACAAUGGCCCGGUUAAACCGAUGCACGGUGCUCUCCCACUUCUCCCACAGCGGCGUGGACGAGAUCGCGGACAACACAUGCCACUUCGGGUUGAAUCACUUCUUCGCAGACAACGGCCUGAUGGAUGCCGAAAGCACGUCUCUGUACUUCCCCGCAGACGGAGAGCAGAUGAAGGCCGUUGUUCGAAAGGUCUUCUUCGAUGAAGGCAUGCGCUUUAUCUUCUCCACUCGCUCCAAGACCCCAUAUAUCCUGAAGCAGGACAGCGACCAAAAGCUCUACGGUGAAGGCUACAAGUUCGUCCCUGGCCGGGAAGAAUUCAUACGUCGAGGCACAGCAGGCUACGUCGUCUCAUACGGCGACAUGCUCUACCGCUCACUUGAUGCCGUUGAGCGACUCCGAAAGCAAGGCCUCGAUGUCGGUCUCAUUAACAAGCCGACGCUCAAUGUUGUCGACGAGGACGCCAUCCAGAUUUACGGAUCGAGUCCAUUUGUCCUUGUGGUCGAAUCCAUUGCUCAGAAGACCGGUCUCGGUUCUCGUCUGGGGAGUCACCUUCUUGCGCGCAAGCUUACACCCAAAUUCAAGACCAUGGGCACUGUCAAGGAGGGCUGUGGUGGAUUGUACCAGCAAAUUAACGCACAGGGCCUUGGACCUGAUGACAUUAUUUCUGCUAUCAAGAAUGCUGCUGGAAAAUGAAUCUCCCGGGUUUGCUGAGAGAGUCAUUUAUCCGUUAAAUGUCUGCUUACUGCUUUCCGUGAUUUAUGAUGCAAGCUCUGUAAAAAGAAACACUGUUAUAAUGAAUGUAAUGCAAUUUCAGAUUAUUCUGCAAAAUAAACAUUAGCAGCAGCCG
This is a messenger RNA of Monascus purpureus, 2193 nucleotides long. The record is from the annotation of a GenBank genome assembly. Lineage: Eukaryota; Fungi; Ascomycota; Eurotiomycetes; Eurotiales; Aspergillaceae.